GCGCCGCGGCAUCAAGCAGGCGCUGCUGGGCCCGACCGAGCGGGGGGCAGCCGCGCAGAAGAAGCUGGGCGCCAUGCGGGAAGAGCUCAGGGCAAUCAAGGAUGGCAAUCAGGAGAAGCCCGCAGACGAGGAGCCGCAGGCGCGCUACGCCAGAGAGAAGCUUGAGAAGGAGACCGGGACCUUGGCUACCGACGUCAGCUGGUUUGAGAAGCGGAUGGAGGAGGCCGAGGCAAGGCUCGAGAGGAGGCAGGAGCAAUUGGGGAUUGCCAGGGCCAAGGAGCAGGAGCUUAAGGUGCGGGACGGGGUCAGGGAAUCCCCGGCCUUCCCUGCGGCCAUGCAGAAGCAGUUCGGAGGUGCGGUCGAAGGCGGCGGCAUCAGUAGGCAGGAAUAUGAGCAGGUCCUCACGGGCGAGGCGCAGCUGCGCCACGGGCAGCAGCAGCGCAAGAUGACGGGCUACAGCUCACUGUUGAAGAACAAGAAUGGCUCAAAGCAGGAGGAGUACCAGAUGAAGCUACACCUGAACAGCGGAAGCGAUGGUGGGAGGUGUGCGCCAGCCUGGCCGAGCAAGCAGCAAAGAAGCAGAAGCGUUCCUGACAAUCGAGUCAGGAAGCCCAAGCAUGACGCGGUCACGUUGUGGACGUAUAGCGACUCGGGCUGGGGCGCGAUAGUAGAGAAGAUCAUGGAAGAGUUGCAGGGGCGGCUGCAAUGCUACGCAGUGCAGGAGCACCACCUGACCACGGACAAGUUGGCGGUGGUCUCGCAGAGCAUGAAGGCACAGGGGUGCCACGCGGGCGGCGCGGCAGCGGUGGCCGCCACGGGGCAGAAUGGUAGGACCACAGCGGCGUGGCUGUCGAUCGGGAAGGGCGUGGUGUUCGCCACUGUGUACCUGUGGGCGGCCGAGGGCCAUGACGCGCAGGCCCCGCACGUAGAAGUGCAGGAAUCCUGGCCAGUGGCGCCGCGCGAGCCAGCCCGGCUCGCGAUCGAGCUCCAGGCCGUGGAGCGCAGGGUCAGAGUGUUGGAGAAGCCCAAGGCGUUACCAGAGAUGCAGAUAGGCGCCGACCUGAGAUGGAGGAAAGCGAAGGAUCAAGACAUGGCGCAGAAGAGGCACUUCGAAAUCAGUAGCCAGGAGAAGUUGUCACAGGUCAGGCCCAAGCGCAUGAAGUACACCAGCGCUGAGGGGCAGGGUAUCUGGCAGGCGCGCUGUGGCAUUAUAGCGGCUAGGUUGAUGCGAAGUGGGGGCGAGGAAACAAAGUUCCAGAGCUGGUUGCUGGAGGCGGAGUGCAAGAUAAAAGAUGUAGACCAGAGGUUGCUGCGAGAGAGAAAGGCGAAGUGGGCUGGUGAGCCGGAGAUAGCAACAGCAGGAGCAGCAGGAAGUUUUAACGGGCUCAGUAGGGCAGCUACAGCGUGGAGUCCCAGGCGCGCAGACACCUUGGAGAAGGCAGCGUACCCAUCAGAUGCGGCGGGGUACACCUUGAAGGAGUGGAAGGUCGUCUGGAGGGCCAGGGGGGAGUUGCAGGAGGAACCGAGGCCAUGGGAGCAGGAGCCCAGGCAGGGGCUUGAAGACUUCAAGGAGGAGGAUGUGGACAGGAGUCGGGGCUGCACGAGCCACGGGGAGGCAGCUGAGGACGCGGCGUGGGAUGUAUUACUCAGUCAUGAGAUUGACGAUCCCGACGACGAGAGUGAGGAGCUGGAGGCCACCAUCACCGCAGUGCUGGACUUCGUCGACGCCGUUGGAAGGGUGAGUUGGCACGUGCUGUGGGAGGCGGGCAAGCAGCUGAUUUCCAACGCGGGAGUGCUAGCGGUGGUGUGUUCGUACAUCGCGAUGGCAAGGAGGCUCAUAGUGCGGGGUUCAGUGUCCAGCGAGACCAGCACAGUGACCACGAUCGUAGCAGGUAGCAAGUUCCCUGUGUGCUUCCUGAGUAUGGCCAUCCAUUCGACGGUGGGUGGCCCAGUGGUGGAGAGGCCGCGCGCAAAGUGGCGUAUGUAUGUGGACGACCUAGGACUACCAGUAUUGAGAGCGUGCCCGCACGUAGGAGUGGACCUCAUCACGCACGGGACGGCGGCGAAGACGAAGAGUGGGAAGCGGUACAAGGGCAUGCGAGGCAGGGGCAGGAGGCUGGCGAACCUGAAAGGAGGACGGGGGGCCAAGAGCCUGACGCUGCAGCUGGCCCUGGCAGGCGAGGAACCCACACUUGAGGUCACGGAGGCGCCCAUCACUCGCUGGGCGAGGGAGGUUUGGCAAACGGCGCAGGCCAACGAGGUGAACCAGCAGUGGGACAGCGUGGAGAACAUGACGAUGAAGGCGUGGAGGCGACAUCAGCAAGAGGUCGGAAUGAAGCCGGUGUGGGCGAAGGUACGUGGGCCAGCGGGGGCAGCCAUCAUGUCUCGGAGGCGUGCGCAGAGGUCGUGGCCAGCCUGGCAUACAGUCAUCACCAAGGCAGGCUACACCCUGGACGUGCGGGAGGUGUGUCCGAUGGAUGUGGUGGCGAUGCUGCGAAUGGACGUGAACGACAGCUGUGGGGGGAAUGCAGCGAAGAAGGCCUCUGUGAGCGGGAGUUGGACAAUGAGCAAGCUGAGCCAGUGCAGCAUUGGGCCGACGGACAUAUGCAUGGCCUGCGGUUUGGCGGAGGGUACCUCACAUCACAUGUACUACAAGUGUGCAGCCUUGCGGGGGCUGCGCUUGAAGGCGCAGCCUGGGUGGCAGACGGCGGCGGAGCAGCAGGAGAACAACUUGCUCUGGACGAGAGGGGUGGUGAGGCACCCAGAGGCGGACUCGACGUUCAUCGGGAUCGACGAGGGCCAGUACAUGUGCCAGGUGGUGGAGGAAGGAGAUGACCACUUCAUUGGGGACGUCGUGUGCGAUGGCUCUAAACUGGGAUGCAGUGGGUGGGCCCUGACUGGAUGGGCGGCGAUGUCGGUGAACGACGAGGGCAAGCCCAA
Molecule: messenger RNA, 2940 nt
Organism: Prorocentrum cordatum
Lineage: Eukaryota; Dinophyceae; Prorocentrales; Prorocentraceae
Source: the annotation of a GenBank genome assembly